Messenger RNA from Oncorhynchus tshawytscha (Chinook salmon), 3706 nucleotides. RefSeq names its product alpha-actinin-4. Gene Ontology annotation, molecular function: actin filament binding; calcium ion binding. Gene Ontology annotation, cellular component: cell projection; plasma membrane; cortical actin cytoskeleton. Lineage: Eukaryota; Metazoa; Chordata; Actinopteri; Salmoniformes; Salmonidae. The coding region runs from base 190 to 2898 and encodes 902 amino acids. Gene Ontology annotation, biological process: actin cytoskeleton organization; muscle cell development. The transcript is spliced from 21 exons. The record is from RefSeq and is a predicted model, not a curated record.
GAGCGGCUCUUUGCUUGCGGCCACACCAUUCCCUCCUCGGUUGGAGAUUAAGCGUUCUUGUAGCGGGUAUUUUCAGUGUAUAGAUCGGAUAUUCCUGACCGAACGUUGAAAGCAAAUAGAGUUACCGCAACUGGGUCACAUCCCCUUUUAUUUCUCUAUCUAUAGCUAAUAGCUUGACUACCAUAGACUAUGGUAGAUUAUCACGCUUCUAAUAGUCAAGCAUCGUCUGGAGGUCCAGCCAUUUACAUGGACCCAAGAGAACAAGAAAAUGACUGGGACCGGGACCUGCUGCUGGACCCGGCCUGGGAGAAACAGCAGAGAAAGACGUUCACGGCCUGGUGCAACUCCCACCUGAGGAAAGCAGGCACGCAGAUCGAGAACAUCGAGGAGGACUUCAGGGAUGGCCUCAAACUCAUGCUCCUGCUGGAGGUCAUCUCAGGGGAACGGUUACCUAAGCCCGAGAGAGGCAAGAUGAGGGUCCACAAGAUCAACAACGUUAACAAAGCUCUGGACUACAUCGCCGGCAAAGGAGUUAAGCUGGUGUCCAUUGGCGCGGAGGAAAUUGUGGAUGGCAACGCCAAGAUGACCCUGGGCAUGAUCUGGACAAUAAUCCUCCGUUUCGCCAUCCAGGACAUCUCUGUGGAAGAGACCUCUGCCAAGGAGGGCCUGCUCUUGUGGUGCCAGAGGAAGACCGCGCCCUACAAAAACGUCAACGUGCAGAACUUCCACAUCAGCUGGAAGGAUGGCCUUGCCUUCAACGCUCUGAUCCACAGACACAGGCCAGAGCUCAUUGACUACGACAAGCUAAGGAAGGAUGACCCCUUGACCAACCUGAACAAUGCCUUUGAGGUGGCUGAGAAGUACCUGGACAUCCCCAAGAUGAUGGACGCUGAAGACAUCGUGGGCACGCUGAGGCCCGACGAGAAGGCCAUCAUGACCUAUGUCUCCUGCUUCUAUCACGCCUUCUCUGGCGCCCAGAAGGCUGAGACUGCAGCCAAUAGGAUCUGCAAGGUGCUGGCUGUCAACCAGGAGAAUGAGCACCUCAUGGAGGACUACGAGAAGCUGGCCAGUGACCUGUUGGACUGGAUCCGCCGGACCAUCCCGUGGCUGGAGAACCGGGCUCCAGAGAAGACCAUGGCCGAGAUGCAGCAGAAGCUGGAGGACUUCCGGGGCUACCGCCGCGUCCACAAGCCCCCCAAGGUGCAGGAGAAGUGUCAGCUGGAGAUCAACUUCAACACCCUGCAGACCAAGCUGAGGCUGAGCAACAGGCCAGCCUUCAUGCCCUCUGAAGGACGCAUGGUGUCGGACAUCAACGGGUCGUGGCACAACCUGGAGGGGGCGGAGAAGGGCUACGAGGAGUGGAUGCUCAACGAGAUCCGUCGCCUGGAGAGACUGGACCACCUGGCUGAGAAGUUCCGUCAGAAAGCCACCAUCCACGAGUCCUGGACCGAUGGUAAGGAGGCCAUGCUGACCCAGAAGGACUAUGAGACAGCCAGCCUGUCGGAGGUCAAGGCUCUGCUGAGGAAACACGAGGCGUUUGAGUCUGACUUGGCUGCCCACCAGGACCGCGUGGAGCAGAUCGCCGCCAUCGCACAGGAACUCAAUGAGCUGGACUACUACGACUCCCCCAGUGUGAACGCCCGCUGUCAGAAGAUCUGUGAGCAGUGGGAUGCCCUGGGGUCUCUCACCCAGAGCCGCAGGGAGUCUCUGGAGAGGACAGAGAAGCAGCUGGAGUCCAUUGACGAGCUGUACCUGGAGUACGCCAAGAGGGCGGCACCCUUCAACAACUGGAUGGAAGGGGCCAUGGAGGACCUGCAGGACAUGUUCAUCGUUCACAACAUCGAAGAGAUCCAGGGCCUAAUCACAGCCCAUGAGCAGUUUAAGUCCACCCUCCCAGAGGCCAACAAGGAGCGGGAGGCCAUCCAGGCCAUUCAGGCGGAGGUGCAGAAGAUUGCCCAGUACAACGGCAUCAAGCUGAGCGGGGGCAACCCCUACACCACCAUCACACCCAAGACUAUCGACAACAAGUGGGACAAGGUGGAACAGCUGGUUCCCCAGCGUGACCAGGCUCUGCAGGAGGAGCUGGCCAAGCAGCAGUCCAAUGACCACCUGCGCCGCAAGUUUGCCACCCAGGCCAACAUCGUCGGGCCCUGGAUACAGACCAAAAUGGAGGAGAUUGGGCGGAUAUCCAUUGAGAUGAAUGGAACUCUGGAGGACCAGCUGGUGAACCUGAGAGAGUAUGAGCAGAGCAUCAUAGAGUACAAGCCCAACAUCGACCAGCUGGAGGGAGACCAUCAGCUCAUCCAGGAGGCUCUCAUCUUCGACAACAAAUACACCGCCUACACCAUGGAGCAUCUGCGGGUGGGCUGGGAGCAGCUCCUCACCACCAUCGCCCGCACCAUCAACGAGAUCGAGAACCAGAUCCUGACACGUGACGCCAAGGGCAUCAGCCAGGAGCAGCUGCAUGAGUACCGCACUUCCUUCAACCACUUUGACAAGGACCACAGCGGGGGCCUGAUGGCUGAGGAGUUCAAGGCGUGUCUGAUCAGCCUGGGCUACGAUGUGGAGAAUAACAAAACGGGCGAUGCGGAGUUUGCCCGCAUCAUGGGCAUAGUGGACCCCAACAACAGCGGCGUGGUCACCUUCCAGGCCUUCAUAGACUUCAUGUCCCGGGAGACCACGGACACCGACACAGCUGACCAGGUCAUCGCCUCCUUCAAGAUCCUGGCUGCAGACAAGAACUUCAUUAUGGCUGAGGAGCUGAGACGUGAGCUGCCUCCAGACCAGGCGGAGUACUGCAUCGCCCGCAUGGCGCCCUACUCGGGCCCCGACGCGAAGCCCGGAGCCCUCGACUACAUGUCCUUCUCCACCGCCCUCUACGGGGAGAGUGACCUCUAAGAGCACACCACAGGAGGGGGAGGGGGACGGGAUGAGGUUUGGGGGGGGGUACGUAGAGGCUUGCCAGGCCCAAUGCAGAGCAGACACUCUCUACCCCUCUAGGUCUAGCCUGCAGUCACUGGGAGAAGAGGGGAGUGAGUCUGAAGCCAGUGGUUUGAUUGGCUCUGUAGAAGAGGGAGGGGCUGCAGGUGGAGGGUCCUGAUUAGUGGACAGCGCUACUGCUCCCUCUAGAUUCUGGUCCCGCAGUGCCCCUGAGUGUGCAGGUUUUCAUCUGGUUGGCUGUCGCAAGCUGUUAUCCUCAACUUUGUUCACAGAUCAACUACAAUCAAAUGCACAUCAUGUUAUGGGGUGAAAACUAGCAACCACAGGUGCACUUCUGGGUCAGGACAGGUUGGGAACCCAAGUCCCACCUUCACCCUCUGCCUUGGAGAUGGGGGGGGGGGGCAUGAGCUAUUCUGAUUCUUAUACUACUUUUUUUGUUUAUUUUAUUUUAUCUUGCUGGGGGGUGGGGUGGGUGGAGAGUUUGUGUAUUAGAACACAGAGAUAUAUGAAGGGGAGCGGGGCAGGGGGUUGAACAGAAAAUAAUGACGUACCCGUACCACAUUUUGCUGGAUAAGUGGAACUCGGAUAUCUAACCUCAAUGCGUUCCUUUUCCUGUUUCUUUCUUUCUUUCUUUUCUCCAGCAAAUGUGAGUAAGUGGUUUCAGUGCUGUACAUACUUAUUUUUCCAGUACGCAACAGUCAGAAUAUUCUUCGCAGGCUUGUAGGGCAAAAAAAAAAGUGGCAUUUUUUUAAAGCAAAACAACAAA